AUGAAAAGAAAUAUUACUGCGCAACUAGAGACGAACGAUAGUCUUACUGCUACAGCAGAUCCAUGUGAAGGGGUGGAAUGUCCUUCAUCCCAAGUGUGCCAACUUGACGAACAUCGGAAUCCCAUUUGCAGAUGUAAUGCCUUGUGUUCGCCAGAUCUGAGGCCAGUUUGUGGAUCGGAUGGAAAGACGUAUACGAAUGAAUGUACAUUAAGGGUUGAAGGAUGCAAAUCAAGAAAGAUUAUUCGGAUUAUUUACACAGGAGAAUGCAGCGCAGGUGCAAACCCAUGUGAAAGUUUGAACUGUGGUCCUAACCAAGAAUGUGACAUUGACCGUUACGGGAUUGCUACCUGCCAGUGUCCGCCCAAGUGUGAACCCGUCAUGCGACCCGUCUGUGGAUCCGAUGGCCGUACUUACGAUAAUGACUGCGACCUCCACCGCGAAUCGUGUCUUGCCAAGCGAGAAGUCACGCUGGCUUACAGGGGAGAGUGCGGUGAGCGUGGUCCAUGCCACAAACAUACUUGUCACUUCGGAUCUAUAUGUGUAUCGAAAGGUGGUUAUGCUGUAUGUGAAUGCCCAACUUGUACGGAGGAAUUUGAACCAGUUUGUGGAACAGACGGUAUAUCUUACACAAAUAUAUGCAAGUUAAAACAAGAAGGAUGCGAUCAAAAGACAGAUAUAGACGUUGCAUACACAGGACUGUGCAAUGGAUGCGAGAAUAAGAAAUGCGAGCAUUAUGCUGUAUGUGAGAGUAAUGGAAAAAAAGAAGCUCGUUGUGUAUGCCCACAUUCCUGCAUAAAGGUUGAAUCAUCCGUGUGUGGUACAGAUGGCAUUACGUAUUUGAAUGAAUGUGAAAUGCGAGUAGCUGCAUGCAACAAACAACAGUAUGUCGUGGUUGGAUCUAGAGGUCCAUGUGAUUUAUGUCAAAACGUUCACUGCAAAUAUGGAGCACGAUGCGAAAAUGGACAGUGCGUUUGCCCCGUUGACUGUCCUGAAAACUACGAUCCGGUUUGCGCCAACGAUGGGAUAACAUAUCGCAAUGAAUGCGAGAUGCGGCGGGAAGCAUGCAUGAAAAGUGAGGAGUUUAAGGUUGUUAUCUACGGAGAAUGUGAAGACAUCGGAAGUUCUGGCCAAGAUAUGGGAUCCGGAAGCAGGGGUUGUCAAGAAAAAAAUUGCAAAUUCGGUGCUACUUGUGAAUAUGGUAUAGAUGGUCUGCCUCGAUGUGUGUGCAACUUUAAUUGUCCUCCAGGUGGGAAAGCAGUAUGCGGGUCCGAUAAUGCUAUCCAUAUGAAUGACUGCACAUUGAAAGAAGAAGCAUGCCGUCUUCAACUACAAAUAUAUAUAUUACCCAUGUCAAUGUGUGAAGAAUAUAAAGAUAUUCCUUGUGAUGGUGAGCGCCCUAUUGUGAAUCCAGUAACAGGUGAAGACUAUGAUUGCGGUGAAGAUUCCAAGCAUUGCCCUCCGAGUAGUUAUUGUCAUGAAACCUCUUCAUUUGCCAAGUGCUGUCGAGAAGUUGCUAUGAUUCAGACAUGCGCUGAUACAACAUUUGGUUGCUGUCCAGAUGACCAGACAGCUGCUUCGGGACCUAACAAUGCUGGGUGUCCAAGCGUGUGCAACUGCAAUAAACUAGGCUCUUACGGUUUAACAUGUGACGCUGAAACAAAACAGUGUUCUUGCAAGCCUGGAGUCGGUGGACUGCGAUGUGACAGAUGCGAACCAGGAUACUGGGGCCUGCACAAAGCGACUGAAGGAAACAGUGGAUGCUCUUCAUGCAACUGCAAUCAGUAUGGGUCUGUUCGAGAUGACUGCGAACAGAUGACUGGGCGAUGUGUCUGCAAGCAAGGCAUCAAGGGAAUGAAGUGUGACGUCUGUCCGGCAGGAACUGUCCUUGGACCAGAAGGAUGCAUGGAUG
This is a messenger RNA of Stegodyphus dumicola, 1909 nucleotides long. Its product is annotated as agrin-like. Gene Ontology annotation, biological process: cell differentiation; multicellular organism development. Gene Ontology annotation, molecular function: protein binding; calcium ion binding. Gene Ontology annotation, cellular component: extracellular region. The record is from RefSeq and is a predicted model, not a curated record. NCBI's taxonomy places the organism in Eukaryota, Metazoa, Arthropoda, Arachnida, Araneae, Eresidae.